AUGGAAAUCUUUCUGGCAUUAGGCAUCGCCUUCCGAGCUUUGAUCAUGACAGUUGGCAUCCCAGGCAACAUCCUCAUCGUCCUCGUGUACGCUCGUAAACGACCCAAAUCCAGUACAGACGUGUACAUCCUGGCGCUAGGUGUGGCAGACCUUUAUGUGUGUCUUCUGAUGCCUCUGAAGAUAUAUUCGUCUUAUAACCAGGAGAAUUAUACCAAUGCAGACCUCUGCAAGCUUACCCAUUAUUGUUCCCUCAUCGGGACAUUUCUGUCUAUGUUCCUAACUAUAUGUAUCACCGUUGACCGUUACUUCGCUGUUUGUAGACCACUGAAGAGGUUUGUGACGCCCAGCCGUGCCCGUAUCACGAUCACAGGAUCAAACCUCAAGUCACUCGCGUGGCUUGGAAAUCAGAGGAAAUCAUCAGUGAUCCUCAUGCAUCUGGACAACCAGGUGGGAUGA
This is a messenger RNA of Strongylocentrotus purpuratus (purple sea urchin), 456 nucleotides long. RefSeq names its product CX3C chemokine receptor 1-like. The transcript has 2 exons. Gene Ontology annotation, cellular component: membrane. Gene Ontology annotation, biological process: neuropeptide signaling pathway. Gene Ontology annotation, molecular function: G protein-coupled peptide receptor activity. The record is from RefSeq and is a predicted model, not a curated record. Lineage: Eukaryota; Metazoa; Echinodermata; Echinoidea; Camarodonta; Strongylocentrotidae. The coding region runs from base 1 to 456 and encodes 151 amino acids.